UGCAGACACUUCGAUUGCGUUUCUCAUUAUCAGUUAACAAAACAGGCAGCUCGUCUUGUCUUCAGCCUCGCCUCGCCUCCGGUUCGCAAUGGGAGAAGUUGCUGUCUUUGUUGAGACUAACUUGGGAACCCGAAUCGCCAUGACGGUUUCUCUUGAUAUCACAUCCCCAGAUUUCAAGAGAAAACUUGAGGAAACACAUGCAAGUUGCCUACCCAGCUUAGGGGAGAUACGAGUUCAUAGUCUAAUGGUUCAACGAAAGUCUCAGUUUUAUUACCUUGCUCAAUCUCUGCCUAUAAAGUACAUCUUCCGGGAUAACCAUCCUAAGCCCUGGUUUAUCCACGCAGAAGCUAGACUUGUUACCAUAUCACAAGAGCCAAGCAUAUCCAACAGCUCUGGUAAAUCUCAAAUUGGGCAUUUCUCCGGUUCUGAUCAAUCCCCUCAAAGAGUCGUUGGGCUGAUCCAUGGUGUAAACAGGAAGACAAAGAAAUCUCUGGCCAAACCCAUCCCUAAACCUUCACUGGUGGACAAGGAGUGUGAGUUUGUUGGUUCUGAAACCAUAGUAAGGUCUUCAUUGUCAACAGCAAGAGCUGCUGAGUUGAACUCGAAAUGUUUCAUGGCAAUAACGACGCCGGAGAGGGAAACUGGAGAGACUGCGAGUAAAAGUGAAACGAUUAGCAAGAAGCUAAUUGUGGCUGCAAACAACAUCAGAAUGCAAGGAAAGUCUAGUAUGUCUUGUUCACUAUCGUCAUCUAUCUUCAGAAGCAAGAAUCGGAUAAAGAGAAGUAUAGAUGGUAAAACACUCGCUUCUCUUGCAAAGUUUAUGGUCUUUGAGAUACCUGAUACCGAGGAUUGAGUCACUAAAAGGGAGGGAGUGAUACUCUUGAAAAAAAAAAAGAUAUGGCUGGCUACAUUUCUUCAGUUUGUCACCGGAACAUCAAAGGUUCCUUUAGAAGGUUUGGGGUUUGCUUAAACAAAACAGGACCAGUGAAAAUCCAUCAAUCCUCCAUUCUUUCUGACUCCUCUGUAAAUGCCAGUAAGCUCCUCUUUAGAUUUUAUCUGUCCAUAGGAUCUUUCGGUAAUGACUGCAGAAUGAAAAAAAAAAAAACAUUGGAGAGUGGACUUUUAUCUGUCCAUAUAUGUUAAA
Messenger RNA from Raphanus sativus (radish), 1144 nucleotides. RefSeq lists its product as uncharacterized. NCBI's taxonomy places the organism in Eukaryota, Viridiplantae, Streptophyta, Magnoliopsida, Brassicales, Brassicaceae. The record is from RefSeq and is a predicted model, not a curated record. The transcript has 4 exons. Bases 89 to 853 code for a protein of 254 amino acids.